Molecule: messenger RNA, 2080 nt
Organism: Nicotiana attenuata
Lineage: Eukaryota; Viridiplantae; Streptophyta; Magnoliopsida; Solanales; Solanaceae
Product: proline transporter 2-like
Exons: 7
Coding region: 800-1990 (396 amino acids)
Cellular component (GO): plasma membrane
Source: RefSeq, a predicted model, not a curated record
GAAUAUCAAUAGGUCUUCAAGUUUGAUUAUAUGUCCACCACUAGUUUUUGGCAUGUAACGUGUUGUUUAGCUCCUAUAAUUAUUUCUUUCGAUUUAGAGUACAUGUCCUGUGUAUUUGUAUGAGCAUUAUCAACAGCAACUAGUGUAUGCAAUACACUAUCUACCUCCAUCGAACUUUGUCCAGGAUCCUUUUUCAAUAUUAAUUUUGUCUUCCAUAGAAUUUCUAGCUCAUUCAACAUCCCCCUUCUUGCUUAAAUAUUAGAGUCUACAGAAACGCAUGACCCCAAACAUUUUUUGGUUCAAGACCCUGGAUGCAACAAGAGCUUUUUUGAUGCAACUUUUGCCAUUUCAACAUAUUUGUGAACUCUGCAAGUAGAAAAUACUGCAAUCCAGAUUAAAUAAUAUCUGGCUCUAAGGGCAUACAUCUAUUUACAAGUCUCGUCCAAUCAACCAGCUCUCUAAAUUAUCCUAUUCCUCAUCAAACCACUAAACGAAGUAUUGCAAGACCCUGCAUUCCUCCAACAUUUUCUCAAACAACACCAAUGCCUUACUUACCCGCCCAAUUUAACAACACCCAAGUAUCAAAACGUUCCGUACACACGCAUUUUGAACUUUGUUUCUUUCAGGAUUUUCAACAAACAAUUGCAAUGCAAAGUCUGUUGACCCAAUCUGCACACAUAUUUCAACCAAACAAACCCUCACAAAUAUAUAUGUAACGCUCUUCUUAGCCAGGUUCACAAUCUCAAACUUCUGUUUCGGAGAUUCAUCCUUUCAGGUGGGAGUUCUUCUGUGUACUGGUAUGAACAGCGCUUACGCGCUAGGAUAUGCUGGUGCAGUCAUGGUACCUUUGGGAUGGAUUGGAGGUGUGAUUGGUCUGAUGUUAGCAGCAGUGAUAUCAUUAUAUGCUAAUGCUCUGAUUGCCAAGAUCCAUGAAUAUGGGGGAAAGAGGCAUAUCAGAUAUAGAGACCUUGCAGGAUUCAUGUAUGGUCGGAUAGCUUUUGUAGUUGUCUGGGGAUUACAGUAUGCAAAUCUUUUCUUGAUAAAUAUUGGAUUUAUCAUUUUGGGUGGACAGUCGUUAAAGGCUUUCUAUGUUCUCUUUAGAGAUGAUGAUGGGAUGAAGUUGCCCUACUUCACAGCAAUCGCUGGAUUGGGAUGUGUUCUUUUUGCCAUAGCUGUACCGCAUUUGUCAAGUUUAAGGGCUUGGUUGGCGGCUUCAACAUUCUUCAGUCUAGUCUAUAUCACUAUAACCUUUGUUUUAUCUCUUAAAGACGGAAUGAGUGCUCCACCUAGGGACUAUGGCCUUCCAGAGUCAAAAGCAAGCAGAGCUUUUGCAAUUAUUGGUGCAACAGGAAACCUUGUUUUUGCAUUUAACACUGGAAUGGUUCCAGAGAUCCAGGCUACUCUUAGACCACCUGUUGUCGACAACAUGUUGAAAGCCCUAUAUUUACAGUUUACUUUAGGCUCUGUGCCUGUUUUUGCCGUUACUUUUGUGGGGUAUUGGGCCUAUGGAUCAAGCUCAUCAUCCUAUUUGCUCAACAAUGUCAGUGGCCCAGUUUGGGUGAAGGCACUAGCCAACCUUGCUGCUUUCUUGCAAUCCAUCAUAUCUUUACAUAUAUUUGCAAGUCCAACAUAUGAAUUCCUGGAUACCAAAUAUGGAUUCAAAGGAAGUGCAGUCGAUUUUCGGAACGUGGUAUUCAGAACAAUAGUCAGAGGUGGUUAUCUAGCAAUUACUACGUUAUUGUCAGCUCUGUUACCUUUCCUUGGAGAUUUCAUGAGCCUCACAGGUGCUAUCAGCACAUUUCCACUCACAUUUAUUCUCCCUAACCACAUGUACCUUGUUGCCAUGGAAAAGCAGCUGGCUUCACUACAAAAGAAGUGGCAUUGGCUAAAUAUUGUCUUCUUUGGUUUCGCAUCUGCAACUGUUUUAGUAGCUGCGUUCAGGCUCAUUGCAGUGGACUCAAAAACUUAUCAUAUGUUUGCAGAUCUGUAACUCUUUAUGUGCUACUUAUAUGAUGAAAAUGUUUUGUUCUUAUUUGGGGACUUCAAGUAUUUUUCUAGUAAUGACAAACUUUUCAAUUGA